AGACCACUACUUUCAUGUCUGCCCCGCCAGCGGAGCUCAAGCUCGUCACCUACCGGUACGGUGACAACACAGUAUAUGUCCGCGCACCUCCGACAUACAAGGCGGCCAUCGAGCUUGCGCGGAAGACGUACAGCGAGCUGAAGUACGCCCCAGAAGACUGCUUCAAGUUCAGAAUUCGCAUUCAAGCCAAGGGUCGCAGUGAUUGGAUAACUCUCCUUGUUGGCCCGCACGCGUGGACCGAGAUCAUUGGGGGAAUCCCGUGCUACGAGAUUAUCGACGUUGACCUCGAAAAUGCUUCCUAG
Messenger RNA from Phanerochaete carnosa HHB-10118-sp, 302 nucleotides. RefSeq lists its product as uncharacterized. NCBI's taxonomy places the organism in Eukaryota, Fungi, Basidiomycota, Agaricomycetes, Polyporales, Phanerochaetaceae. The transcript has 2 exons. The record is from RefSeq and is a predicted model, not a curated record. The coding region runs from base 15 to 302 and encodes 95 amino acids.